AUGGACUGCUUUGAGGAUCUAUCAUUUCAAUCAUCACAGAGUCUGGAACUCAAGUGCUCAGAGUCUGUGCGGCUGGUUGGAGGCUCUGGUCUCUGCUCUGGAUCACUGCAGAUCUGGAACCAGUCCUGGACCUCGGUCUGUGAAGGGGCCUUGGACCUGAGGGGAGCAGAGGUGCUGUGCAGGGAGCUGGACUGUGGCGCUCCUUCUAUCCUCCAGGGGGCGCUCUCUCCUUCUGUCCUCCAGGGGGCGCCCUCUCCUUCUUUCCUCCGGGGGGCACUCUCUCCUCUGGGGCCAACGUUCCACUGUGAGGGCCAUGAGUCUGCUCUGAUGGACUGUCCCCGCUCCAGACCCAAGACCUGCUCCUCUGGACCCAGUGUGCACAUCACCUGCUCAGGGCCUCUCGGUCUGAGGCUGGAGGGAGGAGCCGGCCGCUGUCAGGGGGAGGUGCAGCUGCAGGGACCAGGUCUGGACUGGACUACAGUGGAUCCAGAAGAUGUUAUUCUGGAGUUUGGAUCCAGAAUCUGCUCUGCUCUGGACUGUGGUUCCGCUCUGUCUGUGAGGGAAAGACCAAACUCUAAACAAAAAUCUGUGAUAGUCAAAUAUAAUUGUGAGGAGACUGAACUGAUGGACUGCUUUAAGGAUCCAUCAUUUCCAUCACAGAGUCUGGAACUCAAGUGCUCAGAUGUUUGUGAUGAAGUCCUCUCUGUCUCAGAGUCUGUGCGGCUGGUUGGAGGCUCUGGUCUCUGCUCUGGAUCACUGCAGAUCUGGGACCAGUCCUGGACCUCGGUCUGUGAAGGGGCCUUGGACCUGAGGGGAGCAGAGGUGCUGUGCAGGGAGCUGGACUGUGGCGCUCCUUCUGUCCUCCAGGGGGCGCUCUCUCCUUCUGUCCUCCAGGGGGCACUCUCUCCUCUGGGGCCAACGUUCCACUGUGAGGGCCAUGAGUCUGCUCUGAUGGACUGUCCCCGCUCCAGACCCAAGACCUGCUCCUCUGGACCCAGUGUGAACAUCACCUGCUCAGGUGAGAGGGGCGGGGCUCAGGUGAGGUGGUGGGGCUCAGGUGAGAGGGGCGGGGCUCAGGUGAGGUGGUGGGGCUCAGGUGAGAGGGGCGGGGCUCAGGUGAGGUGGUGGGGCUCAGGUGAGAGGGGCGGGGCUCAGGUGAGGUGGUGGGGCUCAGAGCCGGUGAGGCUGAUGAGAGGGGCCCGUCGCUGUGCUGGGACCGUGGAGGUCAGAAAGAGCGGAGAAUGGAGACCAGUGUCUAAACCCUGGGUCCACUGGACCCUGGGUCACACUGAGGCCGUCUGCAGAGACCUGGACUGUGGAUCUCUUGUUUCUGUAGAAGAGCAUUAUUCACAGACUAGUACCUGGGAGAUCUCCGUGGGCUGCGUGAAGAGGAGGAAGUCUGCAGUGAGAGAGUGUCUUGAUGCCUCAGAUUACUCUGAUGGCCCGGUUCUGGGGGUGGUGUGUUCAGUUUCAUCCAUUCUCAAACAUGAGAGGAUACAGAGCAGUACAGGACACAGAGCACUACAGGACACAGAGCAGUACAGGACACAGAGCAGUACAGGAUACAGAGCAGUACAGGAUACAGAGCAGUACAGGACACAGAGCAGUACAGGACACAGAGCAGUACAGGAUACAGAGCAGUACAGGAUACAGAGCAGUACAGGAUACAGAGCACUACAGGACACAGAGCACUACAGGACACAGAGCACUACAGGACACAGAGCAGUACAGGACACAGAGCAGUACAGGAUACAGAGCAGUACAGGAUACAGAGCAGUACAGGACACAGAGCAGUACAGGAUACAGAGCAGUACAGGAUACAGAGCAGUACAGGAUACAGAGCAGUACAGGACACAGAGCAGUACAGGACACAGAGCAGUACAGGAUACAGAGCAGUACAGGAUACAGAGCAGUACAGGACACAGAGCACUACAGGACACAGAGCAGUACAGGAUACAGAGCAGUACAGGAUACAGAGCAGUACAGGAUACAGAGCAGUACAGGAUACAGAGCAGUACAGGACACAGAGCAGUACAGGAUACAGAGCAGUACAGGACACAGAGCAGUACAGGACACAGAGCAGUACAGGACACAGAGCACUACAGGACACAGAGCAGUACAGGAUACAGAGCACUACAGGACACAGAGCAGUACAGGACACAGAGCAGUACAGGACACAGAGCAGUACAGGACACAGAGCAGUACAGGAUACAGAGCAGUACAGGAUACAGAGCAGUACAGGACACAGAGCACUACAGGACACAGAGCAGUACAGGAUACAGAGCAGUACAGGACACAGAGCAGUACAGGAUACAGAGCAGUACAGGAUACAGAGCAGUACAGGAUACAGAGCAGUACAGGACACAGAGCAGUACAGGACACAGAGCAGUACAGGAUACAGAGCACUACAGGACACAGAGCAGUACAGGAUACAGAGCAGUACAGGACACAGAGCAGUACAGGACACAGAGCAGUACAGGAUACAGAGCACUACAGGACACAGAGCAGUACAGGAUACAGAGCAGUACAGGAUACAGAGCAGUACAGGACACAGAGCACUACAGGACACAGAGCAGUACAGGAUACAGAGCAGUACAGGACACAGAGCAGUACAGGAUACAGAGCAGUACAGGAUACAGAGCAGUACAGGAUACAGAGCAGUACAGGACACAGAGCAGUACAGGACACAGAGCAGUACAGGACACAGAGCAGUACAGGAUACAGAGCAGUACAGGACACAGAGCAGUACAGGACACAGAGCAGUACAGGAUACAGAGCAGUACAGGAUACAGAGCAGUACAGGACACAGAGCACUACAGGACACAGAGCAGUACAGGAUACAGAGCAGUACAGGAUACAGAGCAGUACAGGAUACAGAGCAGUACAGGAUACAGAGCAGUACAGGACACAGAGCAGUACAGGAUACAGAGCAGUACAGGACACAGAGCAGUACAGGACACAGAGCAGUACAGGACACAGAGCACUACAGGACACAGAGCAGUACAGGAUACAGAGCACUACAGGACACAGAGCAGUACAGGACACAGAGCAGUACAGGACACAGAGCCGUACAGGACACAGAGCAGUACAGGAUACAGAGCAGUACAGGAUACAGAGCAGUACAGGACACAGAGCACUACAGGACACAGAGCAGUACAGGAUACAGAGCAGUACAGGACACAGAGCAGUACAGGAUACAGAGCAGUACAGGAUACAGAGCAGUACAGGAUACAGAGCAGUACAGGACACAGAGCAGUACAGGACACAGAGCAGUACAGGAUACAGAGCACUACAGGACACAGAGCAGUACAGGAUACAGAGCAGUACAGGACACAGAGCAGUACAGGACACAGAGCAGUACAGGAUACAGAGCACUACAGGACACAGAGCAGUACAGGAUACAGAGCAGUACAGGAUACAGAGCAGUACAGGAUACAGAGCACUACAGGAUACAGAGCAGUACAGGAUACAGAGCAGUAG
Messenger RNA from Knipowitschia caucasica, 3480 nucleotides. The record is from the annotation of a GenBank genome assembly. Lineage: Eukaryota; Metazoa; Chordata; Actinopteri; Gobiiformes; Gobiidae.